AUGUCUGAUACUAUCUCCCUUGGAAGAUACCUUUUCGAGAGACUCCACCAAGAGCCAAUUGGCUUGCAAUCGAUCUUCGGAGUUCCUGGCGACUUCAACUUGACACUUCUUGACAAGAUUGAUGAAGUCGACAACUUGACCUGGAAAGGCUGUGCCAACGAAUUGAACGCUGCUUAUGCCACUGACGGUUACUCGAGGGUGAGAAGUAACGCAAAGGGCGAGGAACUUGGUUUCGGUGCUCUCAUCACAACCUUUGGUGUUGGAGAGCUCAGCGCUCUUAAUGGUGUUGCCGGCUCUUAUGCUGAGCAUGUUGGUAUGCUUCACAUUGUUGGUAUCCCAUCCCUUGAUGCUCAAAGGAAGCAGUUGUUGUUGCACCACACCUUGGGUAACGGUGACUUCACUGCAUUUGGUAAUAUGUCCAAGGCUAUCACUCAAACCCAGGGUAUUCUUGAUGAUGGUGCCAAUGCUCCUUCUGUCAUAGACAGGGUCAUAAGGGAGGCUUACAUCAACCAGAGACCUUCCUAUUUGGCUUUCCCAAGUAACAUGGUUGACGUGCAAGUCCCCAAGAAGCUCUUGGAUGAGCCAAUUGAUUUGCUGAUUCCUGAGAACGACCAGGAUGCCCAAGAAGAGGUGUUGGAGAUCGUGUUAGAUUUGAUCAGUAAGGCCAAGAACCCUGUUAUAAUCAUCGAUGCUUGCUGCUCCAGGCACAAUGCAAGCAGCGAGGCGGCCAAGUUGAUCGAGGUUACUGGGUUCAAGUACGCUUCUACCCCUAUGGCCAAGGGAACGAAAAACAUUGACGAAAGUGGCAAGCGCUUCACCGGUGUCUACGUUGGUUCAUUGUCGUAUCAAGAUGUCAAGGAGUCUGUUGAGGAUUCUGACCUAGUUCUUUCCAUUGGUGCCUUGUUGAGUGACUUUAACACUGGUUCUUUCUCGUACUCCUUGAGCAAAAAUGCUGUUGAAUUCCACUCCGAUCACACCAAGAUCAGAAGUGCCCACUACCCAAACGUCAGAAUGAAGGAGCUUCUUGGAAAGCUCAUUGAGCAUCCCAAAUUGAAGGAUGCCACCUCCCAUUAUACUCCGGUCGACAUUGUUAAGAACCCAUUCAAGGCCGAGGACCCUGACAAGAGUGGAAAGAUCACCCAAAAGUGGUUCUGGCAUCGUUUGUCUGACUUCUUGAAACCUUCGGACAUCGUUAUCACCGAAACUGGUACCUCGUCAUUCGGAGUUAUUCAGACAAGAUUCCCAAAGAACGUGUCGGGUAUUUCACAGGUGCUCUGGGGAUCGAUUGGUUACACUGUGGGAUCUACCUUCGGUGCUGCCACUGCUGCUGCCGAAGCCGACCCUAAUAAAAGAGUAAUUCUAAUCGUUGGCGAUGGUUCCCUUCAGUUGACGGUGCAAGAGAUUUCCUCUAUGAUAAGACACAAGUUGACGCCAUACCUCUUCGUGAUUAACAAUGAUGGCUACACCAUUGAGAAGUUGAUUCAUGGUCCUGACGCUGAGUACAACCAGAUCCAACCUUGGAAGCAUCAGUUGCUCUUGCAGGCGUUUGGUGCUACGAAUUACGAAUCAUUGCAAGUUUCAGAGUCGUCUGAGCUCGACAAGCUCUUAAAAGAUGAAAAGUUUGCCAAGAACGACAAGAUUAGGCUUAUAGAGCUCAUGAUGGAUGAGAAAGAUGCCCCAGAGAAUCUUGUGAAGCAAGCUGAAAUCUCAAGCAAAACCAACUCUGGUUAG
Molecule: messenger RNA, 1731 nt
Organism: Candidozyma auris
Lineage: Eukaryota; Fungi; Ascomycota; Pichiomycetes; Serinales; Metschnikowiaceae
Product: alpha-keto acid decarboxylase family protein
Exons: 1
Coding region: 1-1731 (576 amino acids)
Molecular function (GO): carboxy-lyase activity; magnesium ion binding; thiamine pyrophosphate binding
Source: RefSeq, a predicted model, not a curated record